AGCGAACCUAAGAAAUUAACGGUAUCGUUUGUUAUGAAUUUCACGGAACUGAGCUUUGUGAAGCCUUCAGCAAAGGAGCUGCGCAGCCCUUCGGAUCCACUACUUCGCUCUGUGAAGCAAGUUGAGAAACGAACAUUCCCCACCAGUGAGAUUUUCGAUUUUGAUGGUGAGCUUGCUAAGCGGACUACACAUUUUUAUUGUGCACUCAGGGGGAGUGUAGGGAAGUCCAGGGAUUUGGAGUUGUAUGGUUAUAUCGUCUUUGUCCGCUCGAGGCUAGUCACACGCAUACAUAAGGUUUGCGUUGUCGAGGAGCAGAGAGGAAAGGGGGUCGGCAAGUGGAUGCUGGGCCUUGUGCUCGCUGAGCUCAGGAAAGGUGGGGCAGAGAAGGUGGACUUGUGGGUUGAUGCGGAUAGGGAAGCUGCACGAAGGCUUUACCUUUCAUGUGGAUUUGAGGAGAGGGAGACUGUGAAUGACUACUACUCCGCUGGACGCCAUGGUAUCAGGAUGGAAGCCACUUUGGCGAAUUAGCAAUCAUGAACAUGGCUGCGCUUUUUUGAGUUAUCCUUUAUGGGAAUUUCUCGAUGGAGUUACUUUUGGCGAUUUGGCUUCCUGGGGACCCCUGGCAUUAGUCUACACUGAAUUCCAUACCAUUCCACGCACCGGAUAUGGAAAUCGCGACCUUUCUUCAAUUGCGAUGAUGGCAGUGUCUUCCCGCAUAGUGGGAUUUGCCUCACGACCAUGAGGUACUCAAGUCUACGUUCCUUAGGUUUUGAGCAACUACGUAAGGGAGAGAGUCUUCAGGAUGGGAGAACUUAAUGGACAUGGGAGCCUAUGUAGCCCCCCCCCCCCGGGUCUUCGAGAUAUCAUUCCGAUAUUCUCUUUCAGUCACUUUUACUCUCUUUCCCCCACCAGACGCUCUUUUGUCUAGAAAGCCUCUUUUGUUUAUUCCUACACUCCUUUUUAGGUUUCUUCGCAAUUUCUUGUCCGCCCUUUUGACGAACGGUUUGGUUAUUUAUUGCCUUUCUUUUGGAUUUAUCUGCUAUAUUUCUCUGGGGGCUGAUUGGAGAUAUAUUGACAUAAUUGGAAGACUUAUGGGGCAAGUGCCUUUGUCCGGAAAGUAGUUGAAAUAGUUAACUAAUGGUUCAUACAGAGGCCGCUCAUUCCUUCGUAUGUCUUUGCUGUUGUUCCUUUCCUUUGCCUCGGUGGUUAUCGAUGCAGGUGCACCUUUUGUAGCCUUUCCGAUAAGCUCGCAAGUACCGCCGGUUGCUCGGGCUACUAAACCUUUCGAGUUCGUUUUCUCAUCAUCGACAUUCCUAUCAGAUGCGCAACCUCUACAGUUCACACUGAGUGGUGGC
Messenger RNA from Tuber aestivum (summer truffle), 1355 nucleotides. The record is from the annotation of a GenBank genome assembly. Lineage: Eukaryota; Fungi; Ascomycota; Pezizomycetes; Pezizales; Tuberaceae.